AACCAAACAGCUGACUUCGUGAAAAACAAAUAGUGGGGGCAGAACGCAUAAAAAUACGUGUUAAAUCUAAAAAAAACAAAGCGUAGGUGCAUCAGCAAAAUGGAAACGCCGAUUCCCGAUGAUUUGUUACAGUUCCGCGACUACAGCAACACUAGCGCGACUAACAGCAGUGCGCCCGCACAAAUUAAUGUAAACUCGCCAACACAUUCAACUGGCAGCGCUACGGGUGGGAGCGCUAGCAGCAACGGACGCCAACGUGGUGAUCCCUUGUCCGAUCUUAUCUACGACAUGAGCAACUCAGUGCAAACACUGACUGGUGGCGGUAGCGCGAACGCUGCAGCCCCUGGCGGAGGGGCGGAUGGCACUGCCGGCAGCCCAGGCGCUGGCACACGCCUCUCCUUUUUAACUAUUGAAUACUAUCAGCAGUUUUUUAACGUAGACACGUACAUGGUGCUUGAGCGCAUUGCCAAUUCAAUGAUACCCAAGCGCGCCGCUGGCAACUAUCUGCGCAUGAACAUAGGAGAGAAUCCAGAUCUCUAUGGACCAUUUUGGAUAACCGUUACACUGAUUUUCUCGAUUGCCAUCACUGGUAACAUAGCGAGUUAUUUGCACCACGCUACUGACGCCUACCAAUGGCACUACAAUUUCCAUUUGGUCUCUUACGCUGCCACGUGCAUCUUUCUCUACGCCAACGUCUUACCGAUCAUCUUGUGGGCCCUAUUUAAGUAUAGUCUAAAGCCCAUUAAUGACACAGAUACCAUAGAAGCGGACAGCGCCAACUACACGCCAACCUUGCUUUCCUUGAUGUGUGUCUAUGGCUAUUCCUUGGCUAUUUAUAUUCCAGUUUCCAUACUGUGGGUGAUUAAUAUUUCACUCCUGCAGUGGCUUUUAGUCAUCACGGCUGCCAUGUUGUCCGGCACCGUAUUGAUCGCUGUGCUGACGCCCGCUUUGCGCAACUCGCAGUUCUCGCUAUUCCUUAUAAUUGGAAUUCUUGGCGCUCACGUGAUCCUGGCCGCCGGCUUCAUGCUCUACUUCUUUCAUAGUCCACAAGAUCCGUUGUCGCCUGCUUACGCUGCACUCCAGGCACCAACACCCGAUUCCAUUGACGGCGUCUUGCCGUCAGUCAACCGCACACGCUGAGACACAUUCCCUAAAAAUUAUAUAGACUUAAUUCAUUUAAACGUUGUUGUAUUCAUCUAUAUUGUGCGCUUAAUUCAACGAUUAAUGAGGUUUUUUGGCUGAAACGUUAAA
This is a messenger RNA of Scaptodrosophila lebanonensis, 1251 nucleotides long. RefSeq names its product protein YIPF1. Gene Ontology annotation, cellular component: membrane; Golgi apparatus. Gene Ontology annotation, biological process: vesicle-mediated transport. The record is from RefSeq and is a predicted model, not a curated record. Gene Ontology annotation, molecular function: small GTPase binding. The transcript is spliced from 4 exons. Lineage: Eukaryota; Metazoa; Arthropoda; Insecta; Diptera; Drosophilidae. The coding region runs from base 100 to 1140 and encodes 346 amino acids.